Messenger RNA from Ictidomys tridecemlineatus (thirteen-lined ground squirrel), 750 nucleotides. RefSeq names its product olfactory receptor 51H1. Gene Ontology annotation, biological process: G protein-coupled receptor signaling pathway. Gene Ontology annotation, molecular function: olfactory receptor activity; G protein-coupled receptor activity. NCBI's taxonomy places the organism in Eukaryota, Metazoa, Chordata, Mammalia, Rodentia, Sciuridae. The record is from RefSeq and is a predicted model, not a curated record. Gene Ontology annotation, cellular component: plasma membrane.
AUGAUGAACUUGAGCACAUCACAGGCCAAUCACCAUAGUUUCCUUCUGACAGGUAUCCCAGGGAUGCCAGACAAGAACCCAUGGAUGGCCUUUCCACUGGGGUUUCUCUACACACUAACCGUCUUGGGGAAUGGUACCAUUCUGGCAGUCAUCAAGGUGGACCAGAGUCUCCAUGAGCCCAUGUACUACUUUCUCUCUCUCUUGGCUCUGACUGAUGUUAGUCUCUCCAUGUCCACCUUGCCAACUAUGCUCAGCAUCUUCUGGUUCAAUGCCCCUGAGAUUUCCUUUGAUGCAUGCAUCACACAGAUGUUCUUUAUCCAUGGUUUUGGAGUAGUAGAAUCCGGAGUUCUAGUGUCCAUGGCCUUUGACAGAUUUGUGGCUAUCCGAGACCCACUACGCUACGCCUCCAUCCUCACCCAUGAUGUUAUUGGAAAGAUUGGAAUAGCUGUCCUCACCCGGGCAUUCUGUGUGGUCUUCCCUGUGCCAUUCCUUAUAAAGCGACUGCCCUUCUGCCAUUCCAAUGUCUUAUCUCAUUCAUAUUGUCUUCACCAAGAUGCCAUGCGGCUAGCCUGUGCCAGCACCCGCGUCAACAGCCUCUAUGGCCUCAUCAUCGUCAUUCUCACGCUGGGGCUCGAUGCCCUUAUCAUCCUCUUUUCUUAUGUACUCAUCCUGAAGAUGGUGCUGAGCAUUGCCUCCAGACUAUCAUCUUCACCUCCAAAGCAGAACGUGAAGGAGGCUGAAAGUGGGUAG